Messenger RNA from Ixodes scapularis (black-legged tick), 1608 nucleotides. Its product is annotated as ovochymase-2-like. Bases 1 to 1608 code for a protein of 535 amino acids. Lineage: Eukaryota; Metazoa; Arthropoda; Arachnida; Ixodida; Ixodidae. Gene Ontology annotation, biological process: proteolysis; complement activation. Gene Ontology annotation, molecular function: serine-type endopeptidase activity. Gene Ontology annotation, cellular component: extracellular region. The transcript has 13 exons. The record is from RefSeq and is a predicted model, not a curated record.
AUGGAAUCCUUUGCUGUGUUGUCCGCCAGUUCUGUUGCAAUGCUGUACAAUGUUUUGAGGACUCCAACUCAUGCAGUAGUGCUUCCCUCAAGAGUGAUUUUGCUGACCGCACAACAAGACGUGGCAUACAUUGAGAGCCCGGGAUUCCCCGACGCGUUGUAUCCGAAGGACACGCAACAACAGUUUGACGUCAAGGUUCACCUUGGGGACAGGCUGAUGGAAGAGUCUGCACGGAUCCAGGUUACCUUUGAGGUCUUUCUCAUGGAGAAGAGUUACUUUUGCCACAAGGACGGAUUUGACAUUGUUGACAGAACGGGAGAAGUCAGAGCAUACUGUGGUCCGCAGGGUGGCAGGAAUUUCCUGAUGCAAGACAGUCACAUACGAAUGCGCAUGUUCACGGACGAAACCGUCGAAGACCGGGGAUUUCGGAUCAGAGUGAAGCUGUUCCAGUCUCCAUGUGGCGGCAUCUUCCAGAGGCAAGGGUCGGGCAUCAUUAUGAGUCCCCAUCACCCCUACGCCUACACCGCCGACAGCCUCUGCAUAUGGAGAAUAGAGGCUCCACGCAAUAUGCUCAUCAAGUUAGAGUUCACGAGCUACUUUGACAUUCGAAGCGAAGACGACCAAACGUGCCUCAUGGACUAUCUGGCUGUCAGUCGCACGGGAAAUUUCUCCACGGAUACCAAAAGAUACUGCGGUCAAACACGUCCAAGAAGCAUCAUAUCAAAGACGAAUAAGCUGGAACUGAAAUUUGUCUCGGACUGCAUCGAAGAUGGACGCGGUUUCAAGGUGCGCUUUGACUUAAUAAGUGCAUACAAUGUCCCCAUGGCUCCAUCGACGAUACCAUACAUUCCACAAUCAUGUAGUCGGGUAGAUUGUGGAAAGGCGCACGAUGAGACUGCAAGGAUUGUCGGUGGGUCAGUGUUUCGGCCGCACAAAUAUCCUUGGCUGGUUCCAAUUUUCGAUGAUUUCUAUACGUAUAUUUGCUCGGGAAGCCUCAUCAGCCCAAGAUUUGUCUUAACCGCAGCUCAUUGCUGCGAAGACCAGAAAAAGCUGUACGUGAAAUUGGGAGCCCACAGCCUCAGGGAAGGGCUUUACAGGCCAGUGAGCCAAUGCGUGAUCCACCCCGGGUACAAAAGGAGGAACUACGUAAACGACAUCGCCGUCAUCGAACUGGCACAGAGUGCUAGAUUAAACGACUUUGUCAGACGCAUCUGCCUCCCUGUCGAAGAAGUUGACACGACGGGCAAGAGCGGUGUCAUCGGCGGCUGGGGGAGGGAAUCCUACGGAGGCAGGGACAGGGACACGCCCAAGGACGCUGAGGUGCCCUUCGUCUCCAACGCAGAGUGCGUCAGCAAGUUUGGCAGCCUCAUCUUGGACACCAACAUCUGCGCGGGAGGACUCAAGGAAGACACUUGCCAGGGCGACAGCGGGGGCCCCCUGGUGUCUCGAUCGCACGUGCAAGGGAAGUACGUGCAGCUGGGGCUCGUGUCCACGGGGAUCGGGUGCGGCCGCGAGGGCUUUCCAGGCGUCUACACCUUCGUGCAGAAGUACCACGACUUCGUCUACAACGUGACCAAGGAGCCCUGGUGCACUGUCAACAAUCGAUGA